Molecule: messenger RNA, 1177 nt
Organism: Cucumis sativus (cucumber)
Lineage: Eukaryota; Viridiplantae; Streptophyta; Magnoliopsida; Cucurbitales; Cucurbitaceae
Exons: 4
Coding region: 371-724 (117 amino acids)
Source: RefSeq, a predicted model, not a curated record
AUCGUUGCCGGGCACACUACUGUGAGAUCGACGUCACUUGGGUAGUCGUUAUUGGCAAGAAUCAGAAUUGGGGAGAUGGGUUUUUGUUUUUACGCAGAUAGCUAUGGAGAAUUUAGGGUCUUUUUCACUAUAGGGCAGAAUAGACAUUUCAUAGGCUCAUUCAAUAACUCUUUUCAUUUUUUUCAUUCAAAAUUGUCCUAAAUUUUCAUUCUUGUCUUUGAGGGUCUUUUUGAAUCUUUAUACAUAUUCAAUCCCUCGUUUUCUUUUCACUCGAUUGUCGUCUUUUGAAGAGCUACCGGAUAUUUUUUAAGCCUUGCACUCUCUCAUAAGCUCUGAGGCUUCUUCUCAUGUGAAAACUUGGAAGAGAGAGAUGGCAGCAGCUUCAUUUAGGUGGAUACUUCAAUUACACAAGGACGUCCCUAAAGCGGCAAGAUUCUACUCUGAAGGCUUGGACUUCACUGUUAAUGUCUGCACUCUCCGUUGGGCGGAGCUUCAAUCUGGGCCUCUCAAGCUGGCUCUCAUGCAAUCCAAUGACCAUAUUGUCCAGCAAAAGGGUUAUUCUUCGCUGCUAUCAUUCACAGUGACAGAUAUUAACAGCACAGUGACCAAAUUAAUGGCAAUGGGAGCUGAACUAGACGGCUCCAUUAAGUAUGAAAUACACGGAAAGGUUGCGUCCAUGCGAUGUAUUGAUGGCCAUAUGUUGGGCCUUUAUGAACCAGCAUAAGAGCUCAGAGUUAACUUUCUUGAGUACUUGCAACAUAUGGUGGCAGCAGUGUGCUUACGGUUUCCUUAACUCCACCGAAGGCAUGGAGAAGACGUGGGAUAUCACAUUUUUCUUCGGAUUUCCUUGAAUAAUUGAUAGAGUUUGUUCGUCCAGGUCAAUUAGGGCAGUACACAGUGUGUAAAGCAUAGGGCCUGAAAACAUUAAGAAAAUUUUCAAAUGUAGGAUUGAAAGGACAGACAUAUUUAAAUCAUCUUAAUAUUUACCUGUCAUAUAGAUAGGAUAUUUCUUGUUAUCCAUAUCUCCUAGAACCGACAGGAAAUCAUUUUUUGAUUCUUUUGGCAGGUCAUUAGCUCGUUUCUGCCUGCUUAUGGAAUUUGGAUCUUGUACCUGUUUUUCAAAAGAAUUAAAUUUGACUUCAAUACCUUAACGUAAAUGAUCACUUGGCAUACUUAA